Messenger RNA from Budorcas taxicolor (takin), 4604 nucleotides. It is a transcript of the gene NEDD9, whose product is annotated as neural precursor cell expressed, developmentally down-regulated 9. Gene Ontology annotation, molecular function: protein binding. Gene Ontology annotation, biological process: cell surface receptor protein tyrosine kinase signaling pathway; cell migration. Gene Ontology annotation, cellular component: plasma membrane; cytoplasm. Lineage: Eukaryota; Metazoa; Chordata; Mammalia; Artiodactyla; Bovidae. Bases 157 to 2637 code for a protein of 826 amino acids. The record is from RefSeq and is a predicted model, not a curated record. The transcript is spliced from 7 exons.
GAGCGGUGCCGGAGGUCGGUGCUGCGCGGAGAAGCGGCCCGAAGCUCGGCGGUCCUCGCUUGCAUUUAAGCCCAGCGCUUGAUGGAGGGGCGGGCUCGCCGGUGCUUAAUGCAGUCUCGCUAGUGCAGGAAAACGGCUCAGUUCACCGCUGCCGAGAUGAAGUAUAAGAAUCUUAUGGCCCGAGCCUUGUACGACAAUGUCCCAGAGUGUGCCGAGGAGCUGGCUUUCCGCAAGGGAGACAUCCUGACUGUCAUCGAGCAGAACACAGGAGGACUGGAGGGAUGGUGGCUCUGCUCCUUACACGGCCGGCAGGGCAUUGUCCCCGGCAACCGGGUGAAGCUUCUGAUUGGCCCAGUGCAGGAGACCUCCUCCAAUCAGGACCUGCCCACUUCGGGACUGGGGCCACCGCCAUUUGGCCAACAGAAGCUCUAUCAAAUACCAAACCCACAGGGCGCCCCUCGAGACACCAUCUACCAAGUGCCGCCUUCCUACCAAAAUCAGGGAAUUUACCAAGUCCCCACCGGCCAUGGGACCCAGGAACAAGAUGUGUAUCAAGUGCCACCCUCAGGGCAGAGAGGCGCUGGGGGCGCUAACGGUCCCCACCUAAGUAAAAAGGUGAUCACGCCGGUUAGGACAAGCCACGGCUAUGUGUACGAGUACCCGACCAGAUAUCAAAAGGACGUCUACGAUGUCCCUCCUUUCCAGACGGCUCAUGGGGUGUACGACAUCCCGCCAUCCUCUGUGAAGGGCCCCGUGUUUUCUGUCCCCGUGGGAGAGAUAAAGCCUCAAGGGGUCUAUGACAUCCCUCCUAGCAAAGGGGGAUACUCCACUCCACCCUCCGGCUACAGAGACGAGGCCGGGCUCCGGGAGAAAGAGUAUGACUUUCCGCCUCCAAUAAGACAAGCGGGCAGGCCCGAGGGCGUCUAUGACAUCCCCCCGAUGGGCACCAAGCCCCUGGGGAAGGACCUGCACCCUAAGUACAACGGCGACGCCCCCGGAGCUGCUGAGCUGGCCCCACGGAGACACGGCGCGUCCCUGACCGAGCCGGCCCCCAAGCCGGGCCCACCCGUGGGCUCCCAGAACAACGAUGCCUACGACAUCCCCCGGGGUGUCCAGUUUCUGGAAGCACCAGCAGAGACCAGCGAGAAGGCCAGCCCGGAAGAGAGGGACGGGGUGUACGACGUGCCGCUGCACCAGCCGCCGGAAGCCAAGGGCCCUACGGACGUGGUGGACGGCAUCAACCGGCUGUCCUUCUCCAGCACGGGCAGCACGCGGAGCACCAUGUCCACGUCCUCCACCACCUCCAAGGAGUCCUCGCUGUCUACCUCCCCGGCGCAGGACAGAAGGCUCUUCCUGGACCCUGACGCAGCCCUCGAGCGGCUGCUCCGGCUGCAGCAAGCCCUGGACGGGGCCGUCUCCAGCCUGAUGGCGCUGGUCACCACCGACUGGCGGAGCUACGGCUACAUGGAGCGGCACGUCAACGGGGUCCGCGCCGCCGUGGACAGGGUGGAGCUGGCCCUCAGGGACUACCUGCACUUCGCGCAGGGCGCCGCGGCGAACGCCGCCUGCCUCCCCGAGCUUGUCCUCCAUCACAAGGUGAAGCGCGAGCUCCAGAGGCUGGAGGACUCCCGCCAGAUCCUGGGCCAGACCAGCCAUGAGCUGAGCGAGUGCGGCUGGUCCCUGAACGUGCUGGCCGUCCACAAGCCCCACAACAAGUGGGACAGCCUGGACCGCUUCGUGAUGGUGGCCAAGACCGUGCCGGACGACGCCAAGCAGCUCACCACAACCAUCAGCACCAAUGCCGAGGCCCUCUUCAGACCCAGCCCCGGAAAGGGCGGGCCGGAGAGCGUCACGAACUCCACCGAGUACCCGCCCGCCGGCUCCCCGGGGCAGCUGCUGCCCGCCGGGGACCACAAGGCCCCCGCCCUCAACAAGCCACUGCUCCCCAGCCUGGGCAAGGAGCAGCCCCACGACUGUAGCAGCAGCGAUGGCUCUGAAAGGAGCUGGAUGGAUGACUAUGACUAUGUCCACCUGCAGGGGAAGGAGGAGUUCGAGAGGCAACAGAAAGAGCUCUUGGAAAAAGAAAAUAUCAUCAAACAGAAUAAGAUGCAGCUGGAACAUCAUCAGCUGAGUCAGUUCCAGCUGCUGGAACAAGAAAUCACAAAGCCCGUGGAGAACGACAUCUCCAAGUGGAAGCCGUCCCAGAGCCUCCCGACCACCAGCAGCGGCGUGAGCGCGCAGGACCGGCAGCUCCUCUGCUUCUACUAUGACCAGUGCGAGACCCACUACAUCUCCCUGCUCAACGCCAUCGACGCGCUCUUCAGCUGCCUCAGCUCGGCGCAGCCCCCGAGGAUCUUCGUGGCCCACAGCAAGUUUGUCAUCCUCAGUGCCCACAAACUGGUGUUCAUCGGAGACACGCUGACCCGGCAGGUGGCCGCCCAGGACGUUCGCAACAAAGUGAUGAACUCCAGCAACCAGCUGUGCGAGCAGCUCAAGACUAUAGUUUUGGCCACCAAGACGGCCGCGCUCCACUACCCCAGCACCCCCGCCCUGCAGGAUAUGGUCCACCAGGUGACCGACCUGUCCAGGAACGCACAGCUCUUCAAGCGCUCUCUGCUGGAGAUGGCCACGUUCUGAGCGGAGACGCAGGAAAGGGAGCACUGCCUUGGGUUACUGAGGAAAACUGGAAAACACUCUCUGGUUUUUGUAAAUCUUGUCUAUUUUUGUAGAUAUUUUUGUAUAAAAGUGAAAGACUUUCACAUUUCAUGGGUUAGAUGGCAUUCAGAAAUUCAGGGAACUCCGGGGGGGUGGUGUGUGGCCUUUUUCCCCCCCAUGUUGUUCUUAUGUAUACACAUAAGCAUCUGAGACACCAAUUGUACAGAAUCUUAUCCACGUGUGUGUGACUACGUGUUCACGUUCGUUUGUAGAUGUUUGUCUGAUACAUUCCAUUAAGAACCAUGAGAUAAGAAGCACCUUAGGAGGCACCUCCCAAUGCUGCAUUUUCUUUUCAGAAAAACCUACCAGCUGGUUGUAAUAUUGCUCUACAUAUACUCGUGAUUGUUCCGAGCCUGUCACUCCCAAGUCUGAGACACACAGUACAGUGUAUUUGCAAGUGUUCACCUUCCAUAAGGAGGCGGGUUAAUACCUUGUUUUCCUUUUUGAAAGCCCUUCCAAAAUUGGCCGUCUCGGACGUGUUAUUGCAAGAUGCCUCACUUCUGGUUGAAAAAAACCCUCUUAGAAAGUUUCAGAAAGUCUUGAUAUAUCUUAACCCAAACUCUGACACAUUAGGUGCCAGAGGAGAGACACGUGUGUUUUGAGGCCGCUUCCUGAUUAGCGCUGGGUUGUUUCAACACAGGACGCUGUCCCAACAAAAGGGGACCAUGUGUUCCCCAAAGACUUUCUUUUGUGGCCCCACCAGGUGGCAUGUGGGAUCUUAGUUUCCAGACCAGGGUUGGAACCCAUGCCCCCUGCAUGGGGAGUUCAGAGUCUUGAACCACUGGGCCACCCAGGAAGUCCAUCCCCAGGGCUUUUUGAUCAUCGGCAUUUAUGAGUAAUCUGGCCAUGAGAUUUUCCAAAGGACAUUUUCAGAUUUGCAAAAAAGCAUAUUGUUUGCAGCAGGAAUUCCUAAAAACACAUUGGGCAAUGAUCAUCCACAAAAGAAGGACGGUUCCACCUGAGUUGUAAGCGGAGGCCUUUCUGACUGUCGUCAUCCUCUUCGGUGCUGCUAUCCCUGGUACCUGAGGGAAGCUGGCCAGUUCCUCAAUCACCUAAAGGUUAGAGACGCCAGGCUACAAUCUUACUCUUAAGAGAAGUCGUGGCUUGACCCUGUACCCUCCCUAAAACGUGCACACGCAGACCCAGCGCUCAGAGCAGCUGUCAGGAGCCCAUCUAGGCUUUACAGCUCUGUCUGCCCAAUGACCCCGUGAACAGCUCAUUCACUGUCCCCCAGCUCAGCACAGCAUCCAUUCCACAGUCUGUCCUCUGAUACAUGCUGGGGUUGGCACAGCACAAACGCAUCACAAGCCAUCGGAUUCAUCAUGGGGCAGAUGAAACCCUUCCAACCCAAUGGAUAAAUGUGUUCACAUAUCACCAAGUCAAGAAGCAAGUUAUUUAUGGUUUAUCAGUCCAGUUUUCAUUUAAUGAUCCCACUCCAGUCAAUUGGAAAAUGUUUGAUUUGCAAUAUAUGCCUUGACUUAAUUAAGCUUGCUUGCUUUAGACAACCAAAUUAUUGGAACAGGAGAGGAUUUAGGAGAGAAGGAUAUAUGAUUUAAGUGGGAUUAAAGAAAAAAUCAGUGAAACUUACCCAGGAGGUGCUUUUUCAGAACCAGUGUUGUAGUUCUCAACAUUCUAUUCUGCCAAAAGAAGUCGGAUUGCUGUAGGACAAGCAAGUGUGUGUGGAGGAAGGGGGUUGCUAAAAAUCAGCAAUGAGUUUGAAAAAGUGUCCUUGUAGAUUUCAUUGUAUCAUGUGUAUUUCUUAGGAGAUGACUUGUUCUAUGCUAAGAGGCGACAUUUCAUGUUUUCAAAACCAAAAUGUUCAAUCUGUGUUAAUCUCUUUCCCGUACUAUAUGUAGAGGCUAUUUUUAAAUCAUUAAAAUUUUGGAUGU